AUGAUCUCGCACGCGCUUCGUUCUAUGCCCCGCGGCGAGGGAACGUUCAAAGACAUUUGCGAGUACAUUGAAGCGCAGUAUGAAAGUCAGCUCAACUGGAAGCUCGAAAGCGACCAGCGCAAGUCGCCCGUGUGGAAGUCGUCGGUGCGAAAAAUCCUGUUUUCAAACUCGCGUUUCAAGCGACAUGCGAUCAUCAAGGGCGUGUUCUGCCUCGUGCCGUCAGCAGCAGCGUAGAUAGAGCACAGACAAGUUGUCAUUGAUAACGACGA
This is a messenger RNA of Saprolegnia diclina VS20, 269 nucleotides long. RefSeq lists its product as hypothetical. Lineage: Eukaryota; Oomycota; Saprolegniomycetes; Saprolegniales; Saprolegniaceae. The transcript has 3 exons. Bases 1 to 234 code for a protein of 77 amino acids. The record is from RefSeq and is a predicted model, not a curated record.